AUGGCGGAGCUGCAGAUGCUGCUGGAGGAGGAGAUCCCGGGGGGGCGCCGGGCCCUGUUCGACAGCUACACGAACCUCGAGCGGGUGGCCGAGUACUGCGAGACCAACUACAUCCAGUCAGCAGAUAAGCAGCGAGCCCUGGAAGAAACCAAAGCCUAUACAACCCAGUCAUUAGCAAGCGUAGCCUAUCUGAUCAACACUUUGGCGAACAAUGUUCUCCAAAUGCUGGAUAUCCAGGCAUCCCAACUUCGACGCAUGGAAUCUUCAAUCAACCAUAUUUCACAAACGGUGGACAUUCACAAAGAGAAAGUUGCUAGAAGAGAAAUUGGUAUCUUGACUACAAACAAAAACACCUCAAGAACUCACAAAAUCAUUGCACCAGCUAACUUGGAGCGACCAGUUCGCUACAUCAGGAAACCUAUUGAUUAUACAAUUCUAGAUGAUAUUGGACAUGGAGUGAAGUGGUUGCUUAGAUUUAAGGUCAGCACACAGAAUAUGAAGAUGGGUGGGCUGCCUCGUACAACACCACCCACCCAGAAGCCACCAAGUCCACCGAUGUCGGGAAAAGGAACUAUUGGGCGUCACUCCCCCUAUCGUACGCUGGAGCCAGUACGUCCUCCGGUGGUACCAAAUGACUACGUGCCUAGCCCAACACGCAAUAUGGCUCCCUCACAACAGAGCCCUGUUAGAACAGCUUCUGUGAAUCAGAGGAAUCGCACAUACAGCAGCAGUGGAAGUAGUGGAGGAAGCCACCCCAGCAGUCGGAGCAGCAGUCGAGAAAACAGUGGAAGUGGAAGUGUGGGUGUUCCUAUUGCUGUUCCCACACCAUCUCCUCCCAGUGUCUAUCCAGCCCCUGCUGGCUCGGCUGGCACUUCUCCCCUUCCUGCUACCUCUGCUCCUGCCCCCACUCCUGCUCCUGCCCCUUCCUCUGCUGCCCCAGAUGCUGCUGCUGCUGCUGCAGGAGCUCAGCCCCUUGCUGAUGGCUUCACCUCUCCAACUCCCCCUGCUGUCUCUUCCACACCCUCUGCAGGUCACCCAGUUCAGUUCUACAGCAUGAACAGGCCUGCAUCUCGACACACGCCCCCAACAAUAGGGGGAUCUUUGCCAUAUCGGCGUCCUCCUUCGAUCACAUCACAGGCAAGCCUUCAGAACCAGAUGAAUGGAGGACCAUUUUAUAACCAGAAUCCAGCAUCCCUUGCUCCUCCUCCCCCCUCCAUCCUACAGGUAACUCCACAGUUACCACUAAUGGGAUUUGUGGCCAGAGUUCAAGAAAACAUUUCAGAUACUCCUCCCCCACCACCGCCUGUGGAUGAGCCAGUGUUCGAUGAAUCUCCACCUCCACCCCCACCUCCAGAGGAUUAUGAGGAGGAGGAAGCAGCUGUGGUGGAGUACAGUGAUCCAUAUGCUGAGGAGGACCCUCCUUGGGCACCAAGGACAUACUUAGAAAAGGUGGUGGCGAUCUAUGACUACACAAAGGACAAAGAAGAUGAGCUCUCAUUUCAGGAAGGUGCCAUCAUUUAUGUCAUCAAGAAAAAUGAUGACGGCUGGUAUGAGGGGGUCAUGAAUGGAGUGACGGGGCUCUUCCCAGGGAACUAUGUGGAGUCGAUUAUGCAUUACUCGGAGUGAAGACUAGAGGACAGAACACUGCAUCUCCUGCUGCAGGAGUUGUCAGGGCUUCCCAG
Molecule: messenger RNA, 1682 nt
Organism: Gavia stellata (red-throated loon)
Lineage: Eukaryota; Metazoa; Chordata; Aves; Gaviiformes; Gaviidae
Gene: ABI2
Product: abl interactor 2
Exons: 12
Coding region: 1-1626 (541 amino acids)
Cellular component (GO): lamellipodium
Molecular function (GO): SH3 domain binding
Source: RefSeq, a predicted model, not a curated record